This is a messenger RNA of Oryzias latipes (Japanese medaka), 2535 nucleotides long. Its product is annotated as alpha-1A adrenergic receptor. The record is from RefSeq and is a predicted model, not a curated record. Gene Ontology annotation, cellular component: plasma membrane. Gene Ontology annotation, biological process: positive regulation of vasoconstriction; adenylate cyclase-activating adrenergic receptor signaling pathway; positive regulation of MAPK cascade. Lineage: Eukaryota; Metazoa; Chordata; Actinopteri; Beloniformes; Adrianichthyidae. Gene Ontology annotation, molecular function: alpha1-adrenergic receptor activity.
CUCUCAUUCUCAUCAGAGUUGUUGCAGAGCGGAAAACAACGGCAGGAAACAGAGUCAAAUGAACUUACUUUUUUUUCCCAUAGAUGUGUGUUUCUUUGUGUUGUUUUAUGGCAGAUCGGUGCUUUAGGGUGUAAACGUGAGUUGCUACACAUUUCUGUAUUUUAAUUCUCUACCCUGUGUGCGCUCAGUGGCAGAUGUUGCUCCAAAAGGAAGCUGCGCGGUUUUUCUGUUGGAAAGUGCGCGGAGGGAGCGCGCAGACGUCGUGCUCCUUGUUGCUUUGAAGAGGAAACUUGCUCCAAAAGUUGUCUAUAUGGCGUUUCAAAAUGACAGACUCUAAUUCGAGCAACGAAAGCAACAAUGGGCUGUAUUUCAACGGGUCUGCUCUGGAGCUCAUGCCCCCAAACAUCAGCAUCACAACAUGCAGGAACUUCACCAUGGACCCGCAGGUCGUCGGCGUGGGGAUCUUCCUCUCCGUGUUUAUUCUGGUGGCAAUUGUUGGAAAUAUUCUUGUUAUCCUCUCCGUGGUUUGCAAUAAACAGUUGCAGACUGUCACAAACUUCUUCAUUGUGAACUUGGCCAUAGCAGACCUUCUGGUAAGCAUCAUCGUUCUGCCCUUUUCUGCGUCUUUGGAGGUGCUGGGAUGCUGGAUGUUUGGCCGCGUUUUCUGCAACGUUUGGGCAGCCGUGGAUGUGCUCUGCUGCACAGCCUCCAUCCUCAGCCUCUGCAUGAUCUCCAUCGACCGGUACAUUGGUGUAAAGCACUGCCUUAAAUACCCGAGCAUCAUGACUGAGAGGAAGGCAGUGGCAAUCCUCAUGCUGGUGUGGGUCUCGUCUUUAGUCAUCUCCGUGGGUCCGCUCCUGGGAUGGAAGGAGCCGCCGCCGGUGGACGAGAGCAUCUGCAGGAUUACGGAGGAGCCCGGUUACGCGCUCUUCUCCUCCCUCUUUUCCUUCUACCUCCCGCUUUUGGUCAUUCUCAUCAUGUACUUUAGGGUGUAUGUAGUGGCCCGCAGGACUACAAAGAGCCUGGAAGCGGGAGUCAAGCGGGAAAGAGACAAGUCUGUGGAAGUAGUGCUGCGGAUCCACUGCCGCAGCGUGCUGGGGGACGCGCGCCCGGCCAGCUCCAAGAGCAGCAAGAACCAUCCGUUUCGAAGUUCGCUGUCGGUGCGCCUCAUGAAGUUCUCCAGAGAGAAAAAAGCGGCAAAAACCCUCGCAGUCGUGGUGGGAAUGUUUAUUGUCUGCUGGCUGCCUUUUUUCCUCUUCCUACCAAUCGGUUCCGUCUUCCCAGCACUGAAGCCCUCUGAAACUGUGUUCAAGGUGGUGUUUUGGCUGGGAUACUUCAACAGCUGCAUCAAUCCAAUGAUCUACCCCUGCUCUAGCAAAGAGUUCCAGCGAGCAUUCAUUCGACUGCUCAAAUGCCAGUGCCAUCAAAAGCGGAGGGUCCUGCGCCGCUUCUAUGACCAGAGGUGGCGGACAGCUGUGAAAGGAAUGGCAAGGGAUCAGAGGGGAGAAUACACACCUGGCUAUGCCGUGCAUGAAUCAUGCAGCAGCUCUUUAUUGCAUAAGAAGAAAGGUUGUUCACUCGGUUUAAAGAGAUGGAGCCUUUUUCCGCCUCUGCAGAACUCCUCCUUUCAGUUUAAGGAAAAAGUCAACAAUCUGUCCAACAAGAUCAAGGGAGGGACAGGAAAAGGAGCCACACCUGGCGGGGGCAGGAGGGACACUGUGGACACAGUUUCAAUGGGAAUCUGCAAUUCUUGUGAGCAGGGCAGUUUUCAGUUCUAUGAUCUGGCAGAAUGUCACGGCCUGAAAGAGACCGACAUUUAGAGUUCUCCCUGCAGAGAGUUAUUUAUUUUCAAAGUGGCCAUUCUUAAACAAUGUGCAAAUAAGACUGUGAGCAGGCACACAUUCUGAGAGUUUCACAAAAUUAUCUAAAAUUCUUCACUAUGACUUUUCUUAAAAUGAAAUAUUUUGUGAAAGCCAGGUUGUGGAGAUCACAACAGUAGCAAACCUAUCAGACUGGUUGUUGUGAUUUUAAGGCACCAUGUGUCUGUGUCAUAAAAUCAGUGUUUGGAUUAGGUACAAAAGAAAAACACAAUGAAAAACUAGAAAGAAUGCACAAAAAAUUCAAUUUUAUUUCCUUUUGUUUGAAUAAAACUGUCUUUUUGGUUUCAAAGGUUAGUGUGUUGACCCUAUGUGAUGUGGAAAAUGAUUUGCUUUAUAUUUUUUUUUUAUUUAAAGACAGUAAAGCAUUUUAUUGACAAGACUGCUGAGUGCAAUUUCUAUUGUUUGUAUCAAAUGUGAUAUCAAACGUGAAAUUUCACACUGGACUCAAUUUGAUCAUGUGCAUUCUUUAACAUUUUGAGAAGGUUUUGUGAGCAAAAAAGGUUAUCGAAGAAUGAAAAUUCUUAACUUGAUUUAUUUUGUAGGAUUCAUGGGGAACAAUGAAGUAAAACUUGUAAAUCCAAAUAAGCUCUAAUGUGAAAUACAUGUACUUUUUUGAUGCUAUGAUUAUGAAUAAUAAAAGCUAAAUAAAAAAAAG